AUGGGAGAUCCUGGAUGCCUCACCCUUCCAUGUGAGUUUGGAAAUAAUCUGAAGACUUAUGCUCUAGAUGAUUCUGGGGCUAGCAUAAAUUUGAUGCCUUAUUUGUUUUAUCACAAGAUGAAUAUUAAGAAGAUGAAGGCUACAAAAAUGACCAUUCACAUGGCUAAUCGUUCAGUUACUCAUCCUAGGAGGAUUAUAGAGGACAUCCUGGUGAAAAUUGGGAAAUUCUUUUUCCCAGUUGAUUUUGUGGUUAUGGACAUGAAAGAGGAUGUUAAUGUCCUAAUCAUUCUUGGUCGCCCUUUACUUAAUACUGCUAGAGCUUUGGUUGAUGUUCGUGAAUCCGAGCUUGCUUUGAGGGUUGGAGAUGAAGAGGAAACUUUUGGAGUUCAAGAUGGUCUCCAAGGGAGUGAUGUUCAUGAUGAGGUCUUCAACAUUCAUGAAAAGAAUGAACUUGAAGAAUUAGAGAAGCUUAUGGAAGAAGAGAUUCAACAAGUCAAACACACCAAACCAAGAGCAUCCGUUCCAAUUGUUUUCGAAGUGUUUGCUUCUAAAACUCCCAUAUCUUUUGUAAGAAAAGAAAGCGACGAUUUAUCAAGCGAUGAAGAUGAGGUUACUUCAAAGGAGACGGGUCCAGUGGUGAAAGAAGAAAAGAUUCCUAUGGAGCUUAAAAAGAAUGAAGAAAAAAUGGAGACUAAAAGGAUCAAAAGAAAGUUUGAUGUAGACAAGGUGAAAGCUAAAAAGGAGAACUCGAAGAAGGCGUAUAUUAUACGUGUCUAA
Lactuca sativa (garden lettuce) is the source of this 777-nucleotide messenger RNA. The record is from RefSeq and is a predicted model, not a curated record. Lineage: Eukaryota; Viridiplantae; Streptophyta; Magnoliopsida; Asterales; Asteraceae.